Manis javanica (Malayan pangolin) is the source of this 5147-nucleotide messenger RNA. RefSeq names its product regulator of G protein signaling 3 (gene RGS3). Gene Ontology annotation, molecular function: protein binding. Lineage: Eukaryota; Metazoa; Chordata; Mammalia; Pholidota; Manidae. The record is from RefSeq and is a predicted model, not a curated record. Gene Ontology annotation, cellular component: nucleus; plasma membrane.
AUUUUCCCUGGCUGGAUAGAGUGGCAGGGUCAGGAUACCUCCCUGCUCAGAAAGGAUGCCUGGACUCAGACUUCCCCAGUUGGGAGGAAGAUUGGGCACACUCAAAUCCAGGGUGCAGGUGGAAAUCUCCGCGUUCAAACUCGAGCGGGCCAAUCAGGGCCUGGCGCGCCGGCCAGUUCAAACGCGCGGUGCAGCCGGCCUCCCGCCCCGCGCCAGGGGCUCACUGGGGCGGGGAGCGGGUGAACCUGCUGCCUCGGUUACUGGGGAGCAACACAGACGCCUCGGGUUACCAGCGCCAUGGAGCGCUCCCUGCACCGAGUCUCCGUACGAAGCCGGCACGGCCACCAGGACUUGUCCUUCUAUCUCACCACCUUUGGUCAGCUGAAGCUGUCGAUUGACUCCCAGGACCAGGCUCUGCUGCUCCACAUUAUAGAAGGUAAAGGCCUGAUGAGCAAAGAGCCUGGCAUGUGUGAUCCCUACGUGAAGAUGUCUUUGAUCCCAGAAGAUAACCGACUACGCAGUCAGAAGACACAGACCAUCCCAGACUGCAGAGACCCAGUCUUCCACGAGCACUUCUUCUUUCCCAUCCAAGAGGAAGACAAACAGAAGCGCCUUCUGUUCACUGUGUGGAACAGGGCAGGUGACUCCAGAAAGAGUGGACUCAUCGGCUGCCUGAGCUUCGGGGUGAAGUCCCUCCUGACUCCAGACAAGGAGAUCAGUGGCUGGUACUACCUUCUGGGGGAAACCCUGGGCCGGACCAAGCACCUGAAGGUGGCCAGACGGCGACUGCAGCCCCGGAGAGACCCGCUAAUGAGAAUGCUCAGAGGAGGUGGGGACCCUGAGAAUCAGGAGAAACUUAAGAUCACCAUUCCGAGGGGGAAGGACGGCUUUGGCUUCACCAUCUGCUGUGACUCUCCGGUUCGAGUACAGGCUGUAGAUUCUGGUGGCCCGGCAGAGCGGGCAGGGCUGCAGCAGCUGGACACGGUGCUGCAGCUGAACGAGCGGCCUGUGGAGCACUGGAAAUGCGUGGAGCUGGCACAUGAGAUCCGGAGCUGCCCCAGCGAGAUUAUCCUGCUUGUGUGGCGCAUGGUCCCCCAGGUCAAGCCGGGGCCAGACGGUGGAGUCCUGCGGAGGGCCUCCUGCAAGUCGACACAUGACCUCCAGUCACCCCCCAACAAGCGGGAGAAGAAUUGCACCCAUGGAGCCCAGGCCCGGCCCGAGCAGCGCCACAGUUGCCACCUGGUGUGUGACAGCUCAGAUGGGCUGCUGCUUGGCGGCUGGGAACGCUACACCGAGGUGGCCAAGCAUGGGGGCCAGCAUACCCUGCCUGCACUGUCCCGUGCCACUGCCCCCACCGACCCCAACUACAUCAUCCUGGCCCCACUGAACCCUGGGAGCCAGCUGCUGCGGCCUGUGUACCAGGAGGAUGCCAUCCCCGAAGAGUCAGGGAAUCCCAGUAAAGGGAAGUCCUCCACGGGCCUGGGGAAGAAGUCCCGGCUGAUGAAGACGGUGCAGACCAUGAAAGGCCAUGGGAACUAUCAGAACUGCUCGGUCCUGAGGCCGCAUGCCUCACACUCAAGUUAUGGCACAUAUGUCACCUUGGCCCCCAAAGUCCUGGUGUUCCCCGUCUUCGUUCAGCCUUUAGACCUCUGUAACCCUGCCCGGACCCUCUUGUUAUCAGAGGAGCUGCUGCUGUAUGAGGGGAGGAACAAAGCUGCAGAGGUGACUCUAUUUGCGUAUUCGGAUCUGCUGCUCUUCACCAAGGAGGAUGAGCCAGGCCGCUGCAAUGUCCUGAGGAACCCCCUCUACCUCCAGAGUGUGAAGCUGCAGGAAGGUUCUUCGGAAGACCUGAAGUUCUGUGUGCUGUAUCUAGCAGAGAAGGCAGAGUGCUUGUUCACUCUGGAGGCGCACUCGCAGGAGCAGAAGAGGAGAGUGUGCUGGCGCCUGUCGGAGAACAUCGCUAAGCAGCAACAGCUGGCAGCUUCCCCCCCGGAGAGCAAGAAACUCCACCCUUAUGGCUCUCUCCAGCAGGAGAUGGGGCUUGCCAACUCAACCAAUUCUACCCAGGAUAGAAGCCUUACCUCAUCAGAACAGACUCUGAUUGGCUGAGCAAACCCAGGGCGGGACUCUGCUUCUGGCAACUUAACCCUUUCUUGGGCAUCCCCUACCGCACAGUAACCACACCUCAACUGGAGCCAAAACGGAGGACCAAGAUGGUGGGCCUAAGUCAUCUGAAGGGAGUGGCCCCGUGGGUGUGUAUGGACUGGCAUCAGAAGGACCGCAGUGGCGUGAGAGGCCCUAUGGGCAUGUGCAGACUGGCAUCAGAGAGUCCCAAGUGGAGAAGACUCAGAAACUGAUUCCUUACAAGGAAGGAGUUGAUGAAAUAGCAUCUCAGCUUCUGGUGGUCCCAGCGUCUGCCUUGGGGCAGCAGGAGAGGUUGGGAGAGGUCAGCUCUGAUGGAGAACAUUGCCAUGACCCUCCGCUGCCAGAAGAUAUCGCCACCCAUUCACUCACUUUUUAUUCAUUCUUCCAUUCGACAGAUAUUUUGGGGGCAUCUACUUUAUGCCAGGCUCUGUGCUAGGAGCUAGGGAUACUGUGGAGAAUAAGAUGGACGAGGUCUCUGAGCUUACCAAGAUCACAGUCCAUGUAGGGGAGUGAGCAUUAAAUAAAUCACCACCAACACACACACACACACACAUGCACAUGUGAUUACAAACUAUGUUAUGAAGGAAAAGAACAGAUUCCUUAAGAAAAGAAUAUUAUUUAGAUUGCUAUGUGUGGGUGGGGUGGGGGCAGGGGCAGGUCAUAAAUUUUAAGCUGAGGUCUGGGGGCCAGAAAGGAGUUGGCCAGGCAGGGACUUUGGGAAGAGUGUUUCAGGCCAAUGGAACAUCCGGAGGACAGUACCUGAAAUGGCAAGGAGCUUGGCUGGCUGGGGCAACGAAGGCCAGGCCAGUGAGGCUGGGCUUAGUGAGGAGGCAGAUGGAUGGGGUGCAUGGGCUCCCGAUCACACAGGGCUCUGGUGGUUAAUGUUUUAUUGAUUUCAUUCUAGAUUUAGUGGGAAGCCACUGAAGGCUUUUGAGAAGGUGACUCAGAGAGUCUCGGUACAUUUCUAGAAGAUCAGAGAGCUCAACAAGGGGCCCAAGUAGGUGUGGGAAGAUUAGUUAGGGGUUCCCUUCAAUCUUCCAGGUGAGGGGUGAUGGUGGCCCCUCUGGGCAGUGGCUGCAGAGCAGGGUAUGGGAAUGCCCAGAGUCUGGUAUAUGGUAGAAAGUCUGGGAGGAGAAGAGAUAAUUCUCUGUCCUUCCACCCGCUUUGCUGUCAUCCUCCACUGUGUCUUGCUUCCAUGCUGGGUGCAAGUGAGGAUUGGGGCCUUCCUCACAGAGGCUCCUCUGGGCCAGGUCUCUGUAGGAACCAGAGCUGAGCUCUGAGAGUGUCCCUGGGAGUUGGGAGCAGGGUGCUCUUGGCCUGGUCAAGGCGGGAAAGUUCACAGCCCCCAGGCCAUAGCAAGGGCUGCCUGUGUGCUCCCUCCAUCCUAUGCUGAAUGGUCUUAUAGGAAGUUGGAACACAGCCUUUUAGAAACUGACUUGAUUUGCUAUCUGCAGAGCUCCUAAGAGUCAGGGACCAGGGCUAGGUGUGGCUCAGCACUCCAGGGAACACAGUUCCUGCCACAAGGAUAAAGGAAGACCUGCCAAGGGGACAGUGACUAGAGCUCAGUCUGCUCAUUGCUGCACCUGCCACCAGAGCCUGGGGUUGGGCAGCACUCACACCCUUUUCUAACUGCCAAGCCCUAGAUCAGGGGAAGCCCAAGGCCACAGAUCUGAGUGACAUAGCUCACACACAAGGAGAAUGGGUAGGACCAGUGUUGCUUGCAAAGAAAAAGGGAGUCAGAGAGGCUGGAGAGAUGGUUCAGGCCAGAGAAGUCCCUGGACCAUGGACACUCUCUGCACUGAGUCCUAUAAGACCUUCUCAGUGUCUUUAGAGAGGGUUCUUGUGCCCUGGUGAGUUUGCACAGCUUCUCUGGCCACUUGAACUCCAAGAAGGGUGGCCUAAAAGAGAAUAUGUUCCUCACCUCCCACUUUCCCUCCUCCCAGCCUAGGCAAGGUCAGACACAUCCCAUCAGCAGUCUAACAGGGGAUGGAUGUAUCUGCCUAUGACCAGGCUCAUGCCCCCACCCAGCAGGGGAACAGGUAUGGCCUGAAGUGGGGCAAGUGAUACAGGGCCUGUCAGCCAGGAAUCAGUCUGCAGGGUUAAUUCUGAGCAGUGGAGCAGCUGGGUCUACAAGGACAGCAAGCUGCACUUUGAUUUCAUUUGAGUCCCUUACAAAAUGACAUUAAGGGGAAUGUGAGGCACAGGAGAACUGCCUGUCUGGGAAGGUAGCAAGCCAUGCUCUCUGGGACCUGGUGACCUACCUCUGUCCACCAGACAGAUGCAGAGGACAAGAGUUCUGGCCACAGGGAAACGGAGAAUCUGAAUGCAGCACCCAUCCCUGGGGACAGGGCUUUUCUCCCAGCUUGUCCUGGGAGGCUGCCGAGUCGAGUGAAUGCUCACUUCAGGGCCCUAGGCCUGGCUGGCCACUGGGACAGACAUUAGCUCCUGGGUUGGUCUUCCUUGUGACUGCGGUGAUCCACGCUGCCAUUGCUGCUGUGCCUCUCAAAUCAAUGAAACAAUUAAUUUGGUUCCAUGGGCUCGAGAAGAUGAAAUAUGACCGGGUGGCCACUGCUCUUCAGCGUCCCAGGGCAUCCCAACCAUUCAGGAUGAUGAACAAGCUUUCAAAAUUGCAUUUGAGAGUCAUAAUCACGGGAAAUGCUGCUGGCCCCGCCCUCCACAUAAAUCACGCUAAGAAGCCCACACAAUGGUCUCUUUCCUGAUGGUCCAAUUGUCUUGGUUUGGUGUCUCGGGCCCAGGAGCUGGGAGGAUGGGAGCACAACCAUUUAUUGUUGAAAAGGCCAUCUGUGCGAUUUGAAUACAAAGUGAUCCUUUUAGUGCCCUGCACACCCUCUGAUCCUGUGCUGGUGUUUUCUCAUGUCUCAGGCUCUGGGCCUUCGGAAACUCUGUCUCUCCUGGAAGUGGUCACGCCUGGUUUCUGCUGGCCUGGGUCUAUGACCCUUUGGGAGUUGGGACCUGUUGGAAAUAAUGAUGACAUUUAUUUA